AUGUCAUCAGUUUCAGAAACAUCCAAAGUAACAACAGAAACAAAUGAGAAUGAAUUAAGUGCAGAAGAAAGAUCAGUGUUAAUAAAGGAAGUGAUUGAAUUGCAAGAAGGAUUGAAAGCAUUAAUUCAAAAAGUAGAAGCAGUUAAAGAUGAUCAUAAUCAAAUACAAUCAGGGAAUCAAAUACUACAAACUUAUAUAAACAACUUAAUGGCUUCAAAUGUUUUAUCAAAAAUAAUAGUAAUGGGAGUGGAAGCAAUUUAUAUAGUUGAUUAUAAUAAUAUGUUAACAACAAUCAAUCGAACAAGAUGA
Molecule: messenger RNA, 309 nt
Organism: Entrophospora sp. SA101
Lineage: Eukaryota; Fungi; Glomeromycota; Glomeromycetes; Entrophosporales; Entrophosporaceae
Source: the annotation of a GenBank genome assembly